AAAAAAAAAUCCACUUGAAUUUUUACUUCUCAUGCAAAAUUUAGAAGAUUAUCAAUUAGAAAACACAAAAGAGGUAUUAAUAUAGAGCAAAUACAGCAAUAUUAUCAAAUGGGUCACCAUUAUUGCUGCAAACAGAGAAAGGUAAAGAGAGGUCUUUGGUCUCCAGAAGAAGAUGAAAAGCUCAUCAAAUACAUCACCACCAAUGGCUAUGGCUGCUGGAGUAAAGUCCCUGAGCUAGCUGGGUUGCAAAGGUGUGGAAAAAGCUGCAGAUUGAGAUGGUUGAAUUACUUGAGGCCUGAUAUCAAAAGAGGAGGAUUUACUACAGAGGAGGAGAAGUUAAUUAUUAAUCUUCAUGGAGUUGUGGGAAACAGAUGGGCACACAUAGCGAAAUACCUGCCUGGAAGAACAGACAAUGAGAUAAAGAAUUAUUGGAAUUCAUGGAUCAAAAAGAAGAUCGCGGAGAAAUCACCAUCAUCUUCUUCGCCACAAGGCACAACUUCUACUCCUAUUGUGGAGCAUAAUUCCCAAAUGGUGGGUUACGAUUCGAGCCAGCCUGCAGAUUUCGAAAACCAAGAUUACUUGCUGUCCAAGCCUCCUCCUCCUGCAGUUCGAGAAUCCAUGUUUCAUUCUUCUUGCAGUGGUACUCAGUUCAUCUUUGACACCAGUACUACUGCUUCUUCAAGAGAUGAAACAAAUUCAGAAAACAACAACAACAAUAACAGUAACAAUCAUAUGGGCCCUGAAUUAAUUUUUCAGCAAGCAAUGGGAUUGAACUCAACCGGGUCGACAUGGAAUGCUCUGCAAGAACAGCAACAAGUACUACUUCAAGCUCUACCUCCUUCUGCAGCACCAUCGUUUACACCAAGCAAUAUGGAUAUGAAUAAGUAUCUGCAACCCUUUAUACAGACUGUGGAAAAUCUAGUCCCAAUGGAGCUUCAAGCAGCUUGUGGAAUUGAUGAUGAUGACGAUGGAGGAGAUCAAGAGCUGAGUGAAUUCGUUCAUUUCCAGCAACAGCAGCAGCAGCAGCAGCAACAACAACAACAACGACAUAAUUCAAAUAGUAUUCAGUUUUGGGACAAUGGCACUGGUGGAGAACCAUCGGCAGCUGGUUGUGGUGGUGGAGAUGGAUUUACUGCACCUUGUUCUAAUAAUUCAUCCAAUUUGCUGUCUUCUUUUCCAUCAUUCUAUCUCCCACCAACCCCUUAAAAUUCCAAUAUUUGAAUUUGCAGAGUUUCAAAAAAAAAAAAAAAAGGUUUUUCUUUUCUUUUUACAUUUCCAAAUUAAUGGUGAGAUUGUACAUAUACUUACGGAAAUUAAAAACCGAAAAGUAUAGAAUUAAUAAAGACAAUGCGAGAGA
Ziziphus jujuba (common jujube) is the source of this 1357-nucleotide messenger RNA. RefSeq names its product transcription factor MYB86. The transcript has 3 exons. Bases 109 to 1206 code for a protein of 365 amino acids. The record is from RefSeq and is a predicted model, not a curated record. NCBI's taxonomy places the organism in Eukaryota, Viridiplantae, Streptophyta, Magnoliopsida, Rosales, Rhamnaceae.